Messenger RNA from Mastomys coucha (southern multimammate mouse), 1564 nucleotides. Its product is annotated as tumor necrosis factor receptor superfamily member 10B-like. NCBI's taxonomy places the organism in Eukaryota, Metazoa, Chordata, Mammalia, Rodentia, Muridae. Gene Ontology annotation, cellular component: cell surface; plasma membrane. The record is from RefSeq and is a predicted model, not a curated record. Gene Ontology annotation, biological process: TRAIL-activated apoptotic signaling pathway; positive regulation of apoptotic process. The coding region runs from base 198 to 1313 and encodes 371 amino acids. Gene Ontology annotation, molecular function: TRAIL binding. The transcript has 8 exons.
AGGAAGGGGCAGUGCCAACAGGAAUAUUCUCCCACCUAGCGCGCCGCCGCACGGAGAUACCGCUAAGCACACAGUUGCCGAAACGGGAAUCCAGAAAACUUUUCUAGGAGUGAGGAAACAGCCAUCCGUCGUUGAUUUUUGAGCUGAAUCCGUGGGGUUCCGGAUGAGAUAACUCCAGGAAGCCUCCAGAACCCAGCAUGCACACAGCUUCUGCCGCCUGGGCACAUCACAGCCCCCGCCUCGGGCCCCUCCCGGAGCGCAGACCUUGGAGGAACUUCGUGAUGCAAACUGUUCUGCUACUGGGUGUCCUUGUUCUAGUGACAGUUGAGCCAGGCCACGGUGGCCCAGCUGACCUACAGAGAUCGAAGAGGAGCACACCAGGAGGACCCUGUCCAGCAGGUCAGUACCUGUUAGAAGACAACUGCAAGCCUUGCAGAGAGGGGAUAGAUUACACCAGCUCUCCCAAUGCCGAGCCUUCAUGCAUUCUCUGCACAGUCUGUAAGGAAGAUAAAGUCGUAAAAAGCCUAUGCAACGUAACCAGAGACACAGAAUGUCAGUGCAAACCGGGCACCUUUGAAGAUAAAGACUCCACUGAGAUCUGCCAGACAUGCUCCAGCUGCACCGAUGGGGAAGAUGAAGUGACUCCUUGUACCCCGGAAACAAACCGGAAGUGUGUCUCCAAAAAUGCUUGGGCAUCUCCGCAUAACCUAGACCUCAAGAUAGGGAUCCCGGUCGCAGUAGGGCUGGUCUUGAUUAUAGCUCUGUGUUGUCUCUGGAAGACUGGAGCCUGUAGGCGAGCAUUGCUCUCUAGGAAAAGACCCUUUCCAGGCCAUGAUCAGAAGUCUGGAAGUUUGAACGCUCUCUUGAGCCCACAGACAUCGAGCACAACAAAUGACUCUCACCACAACACGGAACCUGGCAAAACUCAGAGUUCGCUAACAGAAAGGAAGUCGCUGCUUCCGGCAAACGGAAUCGACCCAGCUGCCGCCCUGAAGUCGAUCUUCGAGUCUUGUUCAAUCGAAGUGCCCUUUAAUUCCUGGGACCGUCUCAUGCGGCAGAUGGGUCUCACAGACAAUCAAAUUCAAGUGGUCAAGGCUGAAACACCGGUCUCAAGUGAGUUCUUGUACCAAAUGCUGCUGAAGUGGUUCCACCAAACUGGGCUAAGGGCCUCUAUCAACGAUCUGCUGGAUGCCUUGGAUGCUGUGGGACAUAGAUGUGCCCGGGAGAAAAUUGAAGGCUAUGCAGUGAGAUCUGGAAAGUUCAUUUAUCAGAACUCUACAGCCCAGGCAGAUGUGAUAAUUCAGGAGACAUAGGUAGGAGGAUCUCUAUGAAUUUGAAGCCAGCCUGGUCUACAUAGUGAACACAGGACAGCCAAGGCUGCGUAGAGAGACCCGGUCUCAAAAAUGAGAAGGAAGAGAAGAAGCUGCUGCUCUUCAGUAUUAUUAGAAUGUAUCUUAUUUUAUUUUUUCUUGCUAUUUAUUGUAUCCUGUUACUGUAUUGUUGUCCUACUACAAGUUGAACACAGAGCCUAUGUGAACACAGAUCCUAGACAAGUGUUCUAACA